AUGCUGUCGCUCUUUGGCGGUAGUCACGGACACCUGUCCCGUCGAUCUUUGCAUCGUGCACUCCGCCGUGGUCUAUCAAAAUGUCCAGGUGAAUAUAGGACAAUAUGUCAAGCCCGGGGACGAUCUAAUUUUCCACUCGCCUCAAGCGAUAUACCCAAUGCUCACCUCAGAUAUGAGACGAUAUGUCGCAAUAAGCAGGAUCAUCUCAACUUUCCCCAUCGAUUCAUUCUAUUUCCUCGUCACCUUCACACCUCCAAGCCACUUGAUGCAACCCCAACACCUACCCCGCGUCCCACUCGAACGAAGACACAACGCCGGAUACGUCGCUUGAGGAACCUUCUAUUCACCUUGGUCUUGCUCACCAUCCUCUACCACACCUAUUCACCUUUCCGACAUACGAUAUUGGCCGGAAUACGAUGUGCUAGAUUGAUGAGAGCGGUAAUGAUGGAUGUAUUAGAUUACAAGAAAGUCUUCGCUGCAGAAGAAAAACUUGGUUCACCAGGAAGAGAUUUGACGGAUGAGGAAAAACAAUUUAGGAGACAAGCGAGAAAAGAUUGUCAUACUAGAAGUGCAACUAGAUUAUUAGAAGCGUUGAAGAAAAAUUCAGGUAUUUACGUUAAAUUAGGACAACAUGUUGCUGCUGUACAGGUUUUACCUAAGGAAUGGACUUCGACAAUGACACCUUUACAAGAUCAAUGUUUCCCCACACCAUUAGAAGAUAUUGAUAGAAUGUUGAAGACGGAUUUAGGAUUAGGUAUCAAUGAUUUAUUCGAUGAAUUCGACCCUAUACCGAUCGGCGUAGCUUCUUUAGCUCAAGUACAUUGUGCAAUCGAUAAGAAAACAGGAAGAAGAGUGGCAGUAAAAGUACAACAUUCGGAUUUACAAGAAUUCGCAAAAGUUGAUAUGAUAACAGUUAAUUUCGCUAUCAAUUUCGUCAAAUACAUUUUCCCAGAUUUCGAAUUUAGUUGGUUGGGCGAAGAAAUGAAUCAUAUGUUACCCAUGGAAAUGGAUUUCCGACAAGAAUCCCAAAAUUCAAAAAGAUGUAAAAACGAAUUUAGACAUUUAAAAGGUAAAACAAGUUUAUAUCUACCAGAAGUUUUAUGGGCAGAAAGAAGAUGUAUGGUAAUGGAAUAUAUCAAAGGAUCAAGAAUUGAUGAUUUGAUCUAUUUGAAAAAUCAUGGAAUAGAUAGAAAUCAAGUUUCACAAGAAUUAUCUAGAAUCUUUAGUCAAAUGGUUUAUCUUAAUGGAAAUUUCCAUGCGGAUCCUCAUCAUGGUAAUUUAUUGAUUAGACCGAAAUCAAUCGAUUCAAGUUCACCUUUCAACUUUGAUAUUUGUUUGUUGGAUCAUGGUCAAUAUUUCGACAUACCAGAUGACCUCAGAGUGAACUACGCUCAUUUCUGGUUAUCGUUAAUCAAAAAGAGCUCAAAAGCUACAACGGAAGAAAGGAGAUAUUAUGCUAAACUUGUUGGAAACAUCGAUGAGGAUAUGUAUCCUUUCCUCGAAUCCGCGAUUACCGGUCAAAUCAACAUGUCCGACGAAUCAAAUGACCCGACCUACGGAUCAGGUGUAAGACCCACAUCACUGCUGGAGUCAGGAUCAAUGAAUGAUGAUCAAGUUGGAACUUUGAGAGCAGCAAUGAUGGAACGAGAUGACCUAAUCGUUUCUAUCUUCGAGCUGUUGCGGACUGUACCCAAACGAUUAUUAAUGAUUUUAAAGUUAUCGGAUCUGCAGAGAUCUUUAGAUCAAAGUCUAGCUACUACUGGUGGUCAAAGUAGGAUUUUUGUUAUUGUAGCUAGGUAUUGUUCGGAAGCAAUUUGGCAAUCUGAUCUAACGAGUAUCCGAGAAUCGUUAUCGACGACAGGAAUAUCAUUUGGUUUAUUCCGGAAAUUCAUACAUUCAGCGUGGGAUUAUACCUACUGGAAUACCACCUUGGGAAUAGUAGAAUGGGGAAUGGAUGUGAGAGCUAAAUGGAUUAAAUUGACGCUAUGGGUACAUGGUUUGGGUAAAGGUGGUUUGAAAGAAGCUGAAGAUGAAGCUGCUGGGUUAAGAACGAAAAGGGAAAUAAGUAAAAAUGCUUUGGGCCUAUCAUAA
Molecule: messenger RNA, 2091 nt
Organism: Kwoniella shivajii
Lineage: Eukaryota; Fungi; Basidiomycota; Tremellomycetes; Tremellales; Cryptococcaceae
Exons: 4
Coding region: 1-2091 (696 amino acids)
Source: RefSeq, a predicted model, not a curated record